Molecule: messenger RNA, 1417 nt
Organism: Pangasianodon hypophthalmus (striped catfish)
Lineage: Eukaryota; Metazoa; Chordata; Actinopteri; Siluriformes; Pangasiidae
Gene: taf9
Product: TAF9 RNA polymerase II, TATA box binding protein (TBP)-associated factor
Exons: 7
Coding region: 118-867 (249 amino acids)
Biological process (GO): RNA polymerase II preinitiation complex assembly; DNA-templated transcription initiation
Cellular component (GO): SAGA complex; transcription factor TFIID complex
Molecular function (GO): RNA polymerase II general transcription initiation factor activity; protein heterodimerization activity; transcription coactivator activity
Source: RefSeq, a predicted model, not a curated record
AAAACAAACCCUCCUACUCAGGAACUGACGAAGGCGAAGGCGAGGACCACUGACGUAACCGGAUAUGACCUCAUCAAUAUGGCUGUCUGUAGGCGGAGCUAGUGACCGAGUGUGAAAAUGGCGUCUCCGAAAACUGUUCCUAAAGAUGCACAGGUUAUGAUGCAGAUUUUGAAAGACAUGGGAAUCACGGAGUACGAGCCGAGAGUCAUUAAUCAGAUGUUGGAGUUCACCUACAGAUACGUCACAACCAUAAUCGAAGAUGCCAAAAUAUACGCCACCCAUGCUAAGAAGACCAACGUGGACGCAGAUGACAUACGGUUAGCCAUCCAGUGUCGAAUGGAUCAGUCCUUCACGUCUCCACCGCCACGAGAUUUUCUACUCGAGGUUGCCAGGCAGAAGAAUCAAACCCCUCUGCCCUUGAUUAAGCCGUACGCAGGUCCUCGUCUUCCUCCAGACCGCUACUGUUUAACUGCACCAAACUACAGGCUCAAGUCGCUGCAGAAAAAGGUGUCUUCCUCUGCGGGUAGAAUAACAGUGCCGCGCCUCAGCGUGGGGGCCGUCUCCAGUCGACCAAGCACGCCAACGCUGGCUACCCCCUCAGUGCAGACGAUGGGGUCUAAAGUGGGAACGCCGGUGUCGCUCACAGGUCAGCGCUUCACAGUUCAGAUCCCGUCCUCUCAAGCUACAUCUGCUAAGUCGGCUACUCCGACCACUCCAGGCACGGUCCAGAAUGUCCUCAUCAAUCCCUCUCUCAUCAGCUCCAAGAACAUCCUCAUCACAACCAACAUGGUGUCUCAGAACUCAUCCAGUGACUCAGGCUCGCUGAAAAGGAAGCACGAAGAUGACGACGACUACGAUGCCUCGUGACCCCGUGUAUAAAUAAUCAUUCAUCUGGAUCCUUGACGCCGGAUCAGCUUGUAAAUACGCAAUCAUUUGCCUUCAGUCUUGCAGCCAUGACGUCCUUUUGAUCGAUUGUACCAGUAACUUUAGCAUCUUGCUCGUUGUUUGCUUGUUUUUUGUAAGUAAAAAAAAUAAAGUUUUGUUGCAUUUUUUCAGAAUUAUUAUUAUGAGCUAUGCUUUUUUGUGUGUGUGAAAAAAUGGAUAAUGGUAACUGAGGACAAAUUGACAUGGCUUUUAUAAUGGAUAUAAGAAACAGUAUGUUUUACAUUUAGCUAUAAUGAUUUGAUUAAAUUCAAGGAAAUGACCAGUAGGGAGUGACAAACCUCGAUCUUUUUUUUUUUUUUUUUUUUCUUUUUAUAUAAAAUACAUUAUUUGUAUUUUCAGUAUAUAGUGACAGACCUGUACCUAAACUUAUUGGUCAUGACGUGGUUUAAAUGUUUUCAAGAAACCCCACAGAACAGAUGUCACUGUAUAACUUUAAAGGUUCCUAAGCAAUAAAAAAUUGUUUGUCUCUUUA